UGUCAAACGAUACGAAGAAUCAAACUCAGAAGACUAGAGGACAAUGUGUGCUAGCACCAUUCGGGGAUGAGUGCUCGCAAAUACAUUCCCCUGGCCCUGGCCAUCGGGCUCGGGAUAGGCAACGGCUAUUAUGCGUUCAAACCAAGCCUGGAGGAGCAACACGACCGGAAGCAUACAGAUAUUCACAGUGCAUCCGGAUUGCCCUCGCAACAGCCACCGGAGCAGGGAGCGGUGAAUCUGUCCAGCGAAAACUCAAACUCGCCUGCAUCACCAUCAAUGUCUACCAACUCUCCUGGGAGGCCAAAAGAAACCAGCAAUUAGCAAGAACUGUGGAAACCGUCAUCCGUUACUCUGUCUCGGAAUAGACUAUGCCAUAUUCCUCUUUAUGACUUGCUGACGGUUGGAAUUCCGGACCCUCGACUUCUACCUCUAUCCCGGCCAGCUCCUGGAAAUGUACCUACCACUGUAUUUAUGUAGACAUAGAUCAAAUAACACAACUAAUUCGACGA
Phialemonium atrogriseum is the source of this 509-nucleotide messenger RNA. RefSeq lists its product as uncharacterized. Bases 67 to 321 code for a protein of 84 amino acids. The record is from RefSeq and is a predicted model, not a curated record. The transcript has 3 exons. Lineage: Eukaryota; Fungi; Ascomycota; Sordariomycetes; Cephalothecales; Cephalothecaceae.